AUGUAUAUAUUAGAAUAUCCAGCUACAUAUUUCUAUACAUUUCUCUCUUCUUCAGAAAUAUCUUUCAGAGUUUGGCAGUGUAAUGGUAGCCUUGAAAUUAUUCCAUGUAGCAGAGUAGGCCAUGUGUUUCGUAAGCAACACCCGUAUACUUUCCCAGGUGGCAGUGGUAAUAUCUUUGCUAGAAAUACUAAACGAGCAGCAGAGGUGUGGAUGGAUGAAUACAAGAAAUAUUAUUAUGCUGCUGUACCUAUGGCAAAAAGUGUCCAUACAGGCAACAUUCAAGAAAGGCUCCAGUUACGUAGGGAUCUGAAAUGUAAACCUUUUAGUUGGUACCUGGAAAAUGUUUAUCCAGAAUUAAAAAUCCCUGAUGAUAGUGACAAAGAACAUGGAUCCAUUCGACAAGGUGUUUUCUGCAUCGAUAGUUUAGGUCAUGGUGUUGGAGAGACAGUAGGAUUGUUUGAAUGUCAUGGAGCAGGUGGUAAUCAGGACUGGGAAGUAACCAAAAACCAGCAGCUCAAGUUUCAUAGUUUGUGUAUGUUUGUCAGAGAACCAAAAAUUGGAUUUCCUGUAAUUUUUCAACAGUGCCACAAUACUAAUAACCAGAAGUGGCUUUGGGUUGGUAAGAAGAUGCUGAAACACAUAAGCUCUGGGCUCUGUCUGGACGGCAGUAAAUAUAAAGAUGUGGGACUGACAGUAAACAAGUGUGAUGAAAGUGCAGGUUCACAACAGUGGAUCUUUUCGGCAGUUCAUGUAUGAGCAUGAAGUCACAAUAGGUGUUCUUAAUUAAAUGUUUUAAAGGAAACGGUUUUAAAAAUUCAGGGCUAAACCUAGAGUGCCAUGGCUCCUGAGUGCUACAAUAAAGAAAUAACUUCUGGAGUCUACUCAUUAAGAAAACUGAAUGAUUGCCUCUGUAAAUGUCACAUAAUGUUUAAUUGGCUACUGUUCUGAAAGGGAAAUGAAUGAUAGGAUUUAAUUGUUGAAUAAUAUUAACAUGAUCUGUAAAUUUACGAUUUUUUUAUGUUCAAAUAUAUAACGUAUGAAUUAAAAAAAAAAAGAUUAGGUUUACUACCACUUUGUUGUUGAAGAAAUGAGUCUGUGCUGAAUUAAAGGACCUGCAUUGGAUAUGCAAGCUAGUCACUGUAUUUUGCUGUAUGUGUAAGCAUGUGUUACAUGAAAUUAUUGUUAAUUUUGUUAGCAAACACCCAUUUAUCUACUACUUUCUCAUCAAGAUUUUAUCAUAUCAUGACAAUAUAUUAAUAAAGAAACAAAAGCUAAUGUAAUAUUUAGUUUAAUUUACUUAAAAAUCCAGUUUUUUUGCAGUAUUCUGCUGUUGGAAUGCUGGCUCCAUAACAGUUGAGUUUUUGGACCAAUGAUGUUUUUAUAAUAUUUAUCUCCAGCAUUUGGAUUUUUUUUCUUUUAAUUCUUCCUACAUUGACACCUAAUAUGCUGUAUAGUUAAACUAUUGUUGUACUACUGUGGCAUAUAUAUAUAUUUUUUACAAGACACUUGUUUAUGUCAUGUAUAUUUACAUGAAAUGAAAGGUUUUGAAGAUAUUUGCCAUAGGCAUGAAAAUGAUACAGGUAUUUUCAAAGUAGCUUAAAUUGUUGAAUCAUAAUUUUUCUCAGCCAAUCAUGUGACCAAGUCAAUUAAGAGCAGUGUUCUUGAUUUGUGGAAUGUAUUUGUUUUCUAUAAGUCAUGCUAAAAUGAAAAGUUAUGGAUGUCGAGAUAGGGUUUAUGUAAAAGAUUAUACAAUAAGGUGGUAACUCCAAUUUUUGUCAGUGAGCAGGUGAUUGACAAAAUACUAGAUAUCUUGAUUAAGGCAAAUUGACCUCAGGCUAUGAUGAAAGUUAAUAGAACUCGGUAGGUAAUGGGUUCUUAAAGUAACAUGGAAUUAUAACUGUAAAUCUGCAAGCUUUUAAAGAUUUAAUGAAGGUGAGUUUUUGUAAGUAUCAUAAAGUCCUUGUAACUCUUUUCUAGUAUUAUAUAAGAAUGUGGAGUAAAGCUCAAGGAAAAAAAUGAUAAUUUGUAUUCUUCUGAUAGUCUAUAAAUUGAAUUUAGUCAGUUAAAUUAUAAGAAUUUAAGUUAAUAUAUAUAUAUAUAUAUAUAUAUCAUUUUUAAUGAAUUUUCAGUGAAUUGAUAAUGAAAUAGAUAUGAAUCAGGAGAUGGUAUGGUAUUCCUGUUACAAGAGCAGUAUGUGCAUAAUAUUCUGAAGAACAAAAGGGUGAAAAUAUAUCUAUUAAUGUUUUUGCACAAUUUACUUGCCAAACAUAUAUGAAAUAGAUUUACUUAUAUAUUUUAAAACUGUGUACAAUUUGGAAAUGUAGCUGCAGGCUAUAAAUGUGUAGAUGGUUAAUUAAGGAAAUUAAAACUUUGUACUUCAAGUUCA
This is a messenger RNA of Limulus polyphemus (Atlantic horseshoe crab), 2386 nucleotides long. RefSeq names its product polypeptide N-acetylgalactosaminyltransferase 2-like. Bases 1 to 756 code for a protein of 251 amino acids. Gene Ontology annotation, cellular component: Golgi apparatus. Lineage: Eukaryota; Metazoa; Arthropoda; Merostomata; Xiphosura; Limulidae. The record is from RefSeq and is a predicted model, not a curated record. The transcript has 6 exons.